This is a messenger RNA of Aspergillus fumigatus Af293, 486 nucleotides long. NCBI's taxonomy places the organism in Eukaryota, Fungi, Ascomycota, Eurotiomycetes, Eurotiales, Aspergillaceae. The record is from RefSeq and is a predicted model, not a curated record.
AUGAGCCUUAUUCCCAUCAUUUGCACCCACGAGGUGUCGCCUACUGUUAUCACGUCCAUCCUUUCAACUGCAUACAAGGCUUCAACCGAUGCAGCCGAACUCCAGGAUUACACAGACGACUCGGUCACCAAGCUACCAGUGGAGUCUCUCCAGUAUCCUUUCCUAGGCUGGGACAUAGGCAAGAUUGCCCAGUUUCUACAGGAGAAUACAUCAGACACGAUAGUGGAUUAUACUACAUUCCUUGUUGCGGAUGAGAAGACGGCCUUAGAUGAGGAUACCCUGCUCCUUGUUUAUGAUGUUGAGGGUUUGCAGGAGAGUAUACGGCUCUCGGCCUGCUUUGCCAACAGUGAGGCGGUGUCUGUCUCAGUCGCGACCAAGGAUGUGGGUGAGCUGUGGACCCUCGCGGAUGAGGAUGGGGUGUACAGAGGGGGUCCGCAGCACCCGCCGCCAAAAAAGGGCGGGAAGGCGCCCAGGAAGCGGCUGUAA